This is a messenger RNA of Strigops habroptila (Kakapo), 2571 nucleotides long. It is a transcript of the gene RAP1GAP, whose product is annotated as RAP1 GTPase activating protein. Lineage: Eukaryota; Metazoa; Chordata; Aves; Psittaciformes; Psittacidae. Gene Ontology annotation, cellular component: membrane; cytoplasm. Gene Ontology annotation, biological process: regulation of small GTPase mediated signal transduction; activation of GTPase activity. Gene Ontology annotation, molecular function: GTPase activator activity. The record is from RefSeq and is a predicted model, not a curated record.
CCGCACGUGACGCGGCGCGGUGGCUGCGAGCGGCGGGGCCCCCGCUCCGCUGCGCUCCGGUACCGGCUCCGCUCCGGUACCGGCCCCAGCCCCGGCCCCGGCGCCGGCCCCGCCGCCCCUCCGGCUUCAGGGUUAACGCCGCUCAAGGGGCCGUGGGGGAGCUCCCCUCUCCCCCAGGAAGCGCCAUGGGCCCCCCAGGACUCCCCCGCACCACAUAGACGUGUCUCCAUCCAGCACCGCCACCCCCUCGGCCACCCCACCCCGAGGGCAGCAGGAUGGCCCAGCAGCGCCACGCCGUCCCCCCGCCGCUCAAGACGGAAGAGGAUUACAUCCCCUACCCCAGCGUGCAUGAGGUGCUGGGCCGGGAGGGGCCGUUCCCCCUCAUCCUCCUGCCGCAGUUUGGGGGUUACUGGAUCGAGGGCACCAACCACCAGCUGAGUGGGGCACCCGAGUCCCCCCCGACCCCAGCACCCAGUGCCCGGGCAAAGCUUGAGGGCAACCACACGGCCAAGAUCUACCGCAAGCACUUCUUGGGCAAGGAGCACUUCAACUACUACUCCCUGGACCCAGCAUUGGGCCACCUCGUCUUCUCCCUCAAGUACGACGAGCAGGAGCACCUUCACCUGCUGCUGCGCACCCGUGCCCGCACCCUGCACGACGUGGUGCCUAUCUCCUGCCUGGCCGAGUUCCCCAACGUGGUGCAGAUGGCCAAGCUGGUGUGCGAGGACGUCAACGUGGAUCGCUUCUACCCCGUGCUCUAUCCCAAGGCGUCCCGCCUCAUCCUCGCCUUCGACGAGCACGUGCUCAGCAACCACUUCAAAUUCGGGGUCAUCUACCAGAAGCUGGGGCAGGUACGAGAUGGGGUGUUGGGGGGUCGGUGUUGGGGGGUCCCAUUGGCGGUGUUGGGGGCACCCAUGUCCUCCCCACGGCAGACGUCCGAGGAGGAGCUCUUUGGCACCACGGAGGAGAGCCCAGCCUUCACCGAGUUCCUGGACGUGCUGGGGCAGCGGGUGCAGCUGCGCGACUUCAAGGGGUUCCGGGGGGGGCUGGAUGUGACCCACGGACAGACGGGCAGCGAGUCCAUCUACUGCCACUUCCGCGACAAGGAGAUCAUGUUCCACGUCUCCACCAAGCUGCCCUACACCGAGGGGGACGCGCAGCAGCUGCAGCGGAAGCGUCACAUCGGCAACGACAUCGUGGCCGUGGUCUUCCAGGACGAGAACACGCCGUUCGUGCCCGACAUGAUCGCCUCCAACUUCCUCCACGCCUUCGUGGUGGUGCAGCUGGAGCAGGGCAGCGACCAGGGGACCCUCUACAAGGUCUCUGUCACCGCCCGUGAUGAUGUGCCCUUCUUCGGCCCGCCGCUGCCCGACCCCGCUGUGUUCAGGAAGGGCCCCGAGUUCCAGGAGUUCCUGCUGACGAAGCUCAUCAACGCCGAGUACGCCUGCUACAAGGCUGAGAAGUUCGCCAAGCUGGAGGAGCGGACGCGGGCGGCGCUGCUGGAGACGCUGCACGAGGAGCUGCAGGCGCGCAGCCAGGCCAUGCUGGGGCUGGGCCCCGACGACGAGCGCCCGGACAACGGCGCCGCCGCCCCGGGCUUCUUCGAGUCCUUCAAGUCGCUGCUGGUGCCCGGGAGCCGGCGCGGACGCCGCGGCAGCGCCAUCGGGCUGGGCUCGGUGGAAGAGGCGCUGCUGGUGCCCGGGAAGAGCCCGUCGCGGCGGCGGCCCGGCCCGCUCGGCUCCCGCCGCUCCAGCGCCAUCGGCAUCGAGAGCAUCCAGGAGGCGCCGGCCGGCAGGGACGGCCCCGCCGCCACCCCCGAGGGCACCGGCUCCGCACACAGCUCCCCCGAGAGCCAGCGGCACCAGGACAGGGAGAAGCCGGAGCCGCCGGAUUUCUCCCGCUCUUCUUCCAGCGGCAGCAGCUUCGGCAGCGCCCCCGAGGAGCCGAGCGAGCCGGGACGGGAGAGCCGCUCCCCCUCGGGGACCCACCGCGACGCCUUCACCGACACCCCGUGGCCGGAUGACCCCCCCGGCACCCCCACAGGCCGACGUCCCCCUGAGUCCCCCUGCCCCGAGAUCAAAAUCCAGCUGGAGCGGCCCCCCCCUCAUCCGGGCUCGUAGUCACCCCCCCAUCCCCGGGGGGUGUCAACACUUCACCCCUCCAUGUGCCAGGAGCUGAAGCCAUCGUCCCCAGUGUAGGAUUUGGGGGGCCCCCCCAGAAAAAUGAGGGUGUCCCCCCUCCAGACAAUCUCCAUCACCCCAAAUCCCCCUGGGGGGGGUGAUGGACCAUGAAGGACUCUCCCCCCCGCUGUCACCCCAAAAUGAAGAGCGGGUCCAACCCGAGCAUCACCACCUCCCUAAGGAAAAUGGGGGCUCAGAUCCAGGGUAAACCCAAAGUGGGGGCUCCCCCUGUUGUUCCCCUCCCCCCCUUAUUUUAAGGGAAAAAAGCUCCGGAAUGGGUCGGAUGCUGGAAUCGGCGGGGGGGGGAGGGGGAUUAUUUUUUCAAGCCCCCCCCAAAUCGUGUUUGUGUUUCCUGUGAGUCCUGUAUAAAAUAAAGGUUUAUUUAUCGCUA